Molecule: messenger RNA, 3734 nt
Organism: Contarinia nasturtii (swede midge)
Lineage: Eukaryota; Metazoa; Arthropoda; Insecta; Diptera; Cecidomyiidae
Gene: CrebA
Product: cyclic AMP response element-binding protein A
Exons: 8
Coding region: 1767-3356 (529 amino acids)
Biological process (GO): regulation of transcription by RNA polymerase II
Molecular function (GO): DNA-binding transcription factor activity, RNA polymerase II-specific; cAMP response element binding
Source: RefSeq, a predicted model, not a curated record
UUCGUGUUUUUAGUUCACAUUCGAAUACCGUCAGAAGCGGGAGUUACAUUAAAGUUUCUGCCAAAAUAUAUGAAAAGCACACGAAACAUCGUAUUUACUAAUCACAAUCAAGUUUUUUUUUUAGUUUUUUUUUCGUGAUACAGAGAAUCAUUUGCGAAAGCAGUAAUAGCAUAUUUUUUGUUUCUCGACUUUAGCAGCGCAUCAAUAUUCGUUUUCAUCAUCUUUUGUAUUUCCACCGUCGUGGUCAACGGACACCAGUUAAAAUAAAAAUUAUAGACUUAUUUGGCUACAAUAACAGCAACGAAAAAAAAAACCGAAAGAAAAAAAAUCAAAACAGAUUCAGACAAAGAAACAAACAGCGCGAAAAGAAAAUGAAACAAAUGAAAACAAUAUCAAAACUGUUGGUGAUGCACAGCAAAUAAAGAGACUGACGAGUAAAAUUCAUACAAAUUUUUACGGAUAGCCCACACUGAGGGACUUUGGUAUUUCAACAAAAGUAUUGCUGAAUUUGCAAUCGUUAUUUGCAAACAAUCCAACAAAAGGUGAAUACACAGAGAGACACAAAACCAGAACGAAAGAGACAAAAGAAAAACGCACGAGAUAUAGUAUAAUGAGAGAAAGUAUCUAUUUUAUAUGGAGUAUAGUUGGCAUUAAAAACUUGAAAUCUUAAGUGUAAAUCAUUGCUGUCAUCGUUUCAAUUUAAUGCGAUCGUGAAAAUUUAAUCGAAAUUAUCAGCAAAAGAAGAAAAAAAAAACAAUAAAGAAACUGAUCGAACCGAUUUCAGUAUCGCAUUCUAUUGUUCAAACAAUUUCGCUUUUUUGUCGAUUAAUUGCAGAACUUAUAUGUUACAGUACAAAAGUGUAUCAAGUUAAAUCGCACAUCCUGUUGCAGCUGUGCCCGUUCAAAAGAAAAUAGUAAAUGUGCAAGCAACCUCUCUCAAUACACUUGAGCAAUUGUUAAUUUUUGUUUACAUAGAUAGAGAGUAUAUAAUAUAUAGUGUAACAAACGGUGCUACAGGUAAUGAAAAUUACUGCACGCGCGUUGGUGACAAAUAGAUAAAACCAAAAAAAAAAGAGUAAGAGAAAAAAAAAUACAGACAAACACAAAACAACUAGCAACUGACAAGAUCAACGACAUGUGCUGAUAAACAAUAAACAUAUUAAAAAACAUUAUCUAUAUUCGUGGGCGUUUCGCAAAAUAUAUUGUGCGUGUUCUCAAAAGAUUGAAAUCAUUUGGUUGAACCAUUUUCAGCAUCUGCUCGAUUAAAAAAAAAACGACAGCAAAAGAAUAAAAGAUUAAGCAAUAUAAUUAUUAUAUGGCCGCAUUAUAUUUCUAUAUAAAUCAUAUUUGAGAAGUACAUUUUUUUUAUUUCGGUAAUUUUUUAUUGUGUUUGUGUGCGCAAUUUGAAAAUACGCAAAAUCAGAGAGACAUUUUAAUUGAUAAUAGCGUAUGUGAUGUAUUUUUAAAACUAAGUUAAACAUUUAUUACAAAACUAUCCGGUUAUUAUCCAAAAAGUUAAAAAAAAAAACAAAUAUUUGAAAGAGAAUACGCUGAUGAGAGAAGCCAACAAGUCAUUAGAAAGACAAAAACAGAAUUUGAUAAAGUUUUAUAAGUGAUUCUGGCAUUUUCCAAGGAAUAAACGCAAAAAGACGAUAACAAAUUUUGAAGAUAAAAAAAACACACCAUCGCAACGCAACAUAAACUUCGAAACAUCUAUCCAACCAGAACGCUAACGAAAAGACUUCAAACUGGACUAUAACAUCAAUAUGGAUCGCCUAUAUGAAGACAUGGAAACCAAUUUUUGGGAAUCAGAGUUUGAUCCGGCAAUACAGGAGGCUUUGAAUAUCUCAACUGAUGAUGCGGAGAUGGAUUGGCCGAUUUUUGAUCGUGAAUCAAUCAAAACCAAUCAUGUCAUUUAUCAAGAUAAACUAAUAUCUGAUGCAUUAUUUGGUUGUCAACCAAUUAAAACUGAGCAUUCAUACAGCCUCAAUUCGGAUGGCGAUUCAAUUCCAGAUUCCCCGCGUAGUCUCCAGAAUAAGAUCGAUGAAAUGGAUGACGAUUAUGAAAUUACAAUAAAUUCAAAUAUACUAUCGACCAAAACGUCUGCAAUAAAACACAUAAACAACAACGACAUCAAUCUUGUCAAUCACAAUACGGUGAAUUCAACUUUGAAAGGUAUUAAGAACGCAUUAAUUUUGCCGUCGAGCAGCAAUCAACAAGGCAACGAUGCAAACUUCAUCUUAUCAACCAGCAGCAGUAACAUGAUUAAUUUUAACACUGACACCAAUAGCAGUGAAGAGCUUCAAGCACGAUUGGCAUUUACCUCACCAAAACUGAUAAACAAUCGCGGUGGAAUUGGAAAUGCGAUCGCAAUUGAUUGUUUUGAAACUGAUACAGUUGACGAUUCAAUGAUUAAAGAGGAACCAUUAUCGCCCGAUUCAAGUUGCCCACCCAGUCCAAAUGCAUCAACUUCUUCGAGCGCAAGCAUUCUUGUCACACAAUCAACACCACAAAAUGUUGUGACAUCACAAUUUGGCACGAUUAACGUAAAUUUGGCCAAUGUUGCAACAUACACGAAUGCCGAUCUUGUAUUCGAACAUAAUAAGAAUGGUUCGUUGCAAUUGUCGCCAGCCUCACACAGUCUAUUGAAAAACCAGCAAAUCAUCUUAAAUGGCACCCAACAACGGAUUGUUGUACCAAAAAUUAACAUUCGAAUGGAUGGCCAACAAACACAAGGAUUUGGUUUGCCGCCAACACCGCCAUCAUCACUUUCGAGUGAUGACUCGGAAGAUAAUCAAAGUGCUGAAAUACACACAAUACCUUCAUCACCAGCCUCAAGUCUAUCCUCAUAUUCUCCGAACAGUUCACAGGCACAAGCGUCGCAACAACAAACCGUUACAUCGAAAAAUAUUAGUCAAUCCGGUAACGGUGGAUCACCAAACAGUUCACGUGCUUAUAGCACAUCUAGCUCACGUCAACCAAUUCAUACACCGCUAAUCAGCAACCAACCGAAAGGGUCAACGGGCCAACUUGAAUUAACCGAAGAAGAGAAGCGAACAUUAAUCGCCGAAGGUUAUCCCAUUCCGACCAGAUUACCAUUAACAAAAUCUGAAGAGAAAUCGCUCAAGAAAAUCCGAAGGAAAAUUAAAAAUAAGAUUUCAGCACAGGAAAGCCGACGAAAGAAAAAAGAGUAUAUGGAUAAAUUGGAGCGUCAGGUGGAGCUUCUUGUUUCGGAAAAGGAUAACUAUUUGAAACGCAUCGAAACGCUCGAAGAAACCAAUUCAAAUCUCAUGAAUCAAUUGUCCAAAUUGCAAGCGAUGAUCAAUCGUCAAACAUCAAAUGCAAAACGAACAUAAACCACCAAUACCAAUAAAUCGACACAAUAAAGAUACAUUGAUUCAAUAUUCAGGUGAAAAGUCUCUAGCGACUUAAUAAUCACAGUGCUAGAUAAAAUUAAUUAGAAAACUUAAGGUCAUCCAAUCGAAAAUGCGCCGAUUUGAAUUAAUUACAAACGAAAGACAGAAAGAUAGAGAGAGAGAGAGAGAGAGAAAACACUUACUAAAAAGCGUCCAUCAUACAAAAUAUCGUUAUUUAAAUAUAAGAAGCCUUUUUAUUGCAAUUUUGAGUCAAUUUCGACCAUCGAAUAUAUACUAUAUUAUAUUGUUGAUCAUAAAAUUUUUUUAUUAGAAAAAUCGAAAAAAAAAAGAAAACAAAAUUUAACUACUUCUUUUUUU